Messenger RNA from Enhydra lutris kenyoni (northern sea otter), 1256 nucleotides. Its product is annotated as platelet basic protein-like. Lineage: Eukaryota; Metazoa; Chordata; Mammalia; Carnivora; Mustelidae. Gene Ontology annotation, biological process: chemokine-mediated signaling pathway; antimicrobial humoral immune response mediated by antimicrobial peptide; cellular response to lipopolysaccharide. Gene Ontology annotation, cellular component: extracellular region. Bases 80 to 436 code for a protein of 118 amino acids. Gene Ontology annotation, molecular function: chemokine activity; CXCR chemokine receptor binding. The record is from RefSeq and is a predicted model, not a curated record. The transcript is spliced from 3 exons.
GCAAACUUCUAGGCAACCCUACACUCUCACAGGGAGGUCUCCUGUCUCUAGGAACAACUCCAGCUUAAUCUUCUCCACCAUGAGCCUCAGACUUAAGGCCACGUCCUCCUGUCCCGGCGCCAGCCGCCUCCGGGUCCUACAGAGGCUGUUACUGCUAUCCCUGCUCCUGACGCUGGUUCCCUGGACUGCUGGAAAAACUCCCAGUGUGGACAGGAAGCGGUUCAUUGAACUUCGCUGCAUGUGCUUGAAUACCGUCUCUGGCAUUCAUCCAAGUAACAUCCAAAGUUUAGAGGUGCUCAGAGCAGGACCCCAUUGUGCCAACGUCGAAGUGAUAGCCACACUGAAGAAUGGGAAGGAAAUUUGCUUGGACACGGAAGCUCCCAAAAUCAAGAAAAUAGUCCAGAAAAUUUUGGAAAGCAGUGGGUCAACAGCUUAAUCUGUUCACUUUCUGUCAAACCUUUUUAUCUCCCAAGAACAGUAAGAGUUUGAAGGCUUGACUUCCUGGAGUUCUUAUUUAUCCAAAAUACCUAUUUAUAUUGUAUUAAAUUUUGGAUGUGUUUUCCAUUCUGCCCCUAAAAUUCAUGACAUUCUGAGAAGACUGGUUAAUAGAUGACAGAGAGAAGGUGACAAUAAGCAAACUUACUUUCAAAAUAUAACGUGGGAUUUGUUCUCUAACUCUUGGUUAAAUGUGGCACUCUGUUUUGCAUCCCUUUAUCUAAAAUUUUCUCUUCAAAUACUUAUAUGUGCAUUAAACCUAUCUUGCUCUACCUUACUGUUAGACUAGCUAUGCUCAUGAUGAUUAAUAGAUUUCAGAAUGGUUGAUGAUUUUCGGAAUCACACAGAUCCCAGAAAGGAGCACUUGCUCAAGAAAUGUUUGUUAAUUUAUUUAGGCACUUAAUAGAGUCUUUCAAUGUCUUAGUCUUAGGAUGUCUUGUUUCAAAGCAUUUUCUGAAAGAUUUUUCUAAUGUUUAUUUUAGGCUUCAAACUGUAAAAAUAAUAAAGUUGUAGAAUGUGAGUCUUGUAAGCAGUGGUUACUUAUUUUAAAGAGAAUAUAUUUAAUAUGAGUACAAUAAAAAACACGAUGAGGGGCACCUGGUGGCUCCGUUCAUUAAGUGGCUGCCUUUGGCCCAGGUCAUUAUCUCAAGGUCCCAGGAUGGAGUCCCACAUUGGGCUCCUUGCUCAGCAAGGAGUUUGCUUCUCCCUCUCCUUCUGCUGCUUUUCCCUUUCUGUCUCUGUCAAAUAAAUAAAUAAAUAAA